Messenger RNA from Haliotis rufescens (red abalone), 3295 nucleotides. RefSeq names its product beta-1,4-galactosyltransferase galt-1-like. Lineage: Eukaryota; Metazoa; Mollusca; Gastropoda; Lepetellida; Haliotidae. The record is from RefSeq and is a predicted model, not a curated record. The coding region runs from base 1621 to 3105 and encodes 494 amino acids. The transcript is spliced from 2 exons.
UGAUGUCUGUCAGAAGGAAGUCUUCAUGUGAUGUCUGUCAGAAGCAAGUCUUCAUGUGAUAUCUGUCAGAAGCAAGUCUUCAUCUGAUAUCUGUCAGAAGCAAGUCUUCAUGUGAUAUCUGUCAGAAGCAAGCCUUCAUGUGAUGUCUCUCAGAAGCAAGUCUUCAUGUGAUAUCUGUCAGAAGCAAGUCUUCAUGUGAUGUCUGCCAGAAGCAAGUCUUCAUGUGAUGUCUGUCAGAAGCAAGUCUUCAUGUGAUGUCUGUCAGAAACAAGUCUCUUUGUGAUGUAUGUCAGAAGCAAGUCUUCAUGUGAUGUCUGUCAGAAUCAAGUCUCUUUGUGAUGUCUGCCAGAAGCAAGUCUUUAUGUGAUAUCUGUCAGAAGCAAGUCUUCAUGUGAUGAGUGUCAGAAGCAAGUCUUCAUGUGAUGUCUGUCAGAAGCAAGUCUUCAUGUGAUGUCUGCCAGAAGCAAUUCUUCAUGUGAUAUCUGCCUGAAGCAAGUCUUCAUGUGAUAUCUGCCAGAAGCAAGUCUUCAUGUUGUGUGUUUCGGACUCCAGCCUUCGUGUGAUGUCUGUCAGACGCUAGUCUUCGUGUGAUAUCAUCACAACCUGGUGUAUGUAAAACCCUGGUGAAUGUAAAUGGUAUUAGUGUGUCAGAGUGGACAUGAUGUUAGACAGAUAUUGACAGAAGAGUUAAGCUUUGGAUCCACUUCUAAGAAGCAACUGUAUUGUCACAUUUCUCGUGACUGUGGUGGUGAAACGUCCUUGUAUGUAGCCUAACAGUACAAUCCCCCAGUGCAUCUACAGCCAUCCUCAUCAUCGUUAUCUUCAUAGACAGGUGAAGCAUCCAGGGAGCCACCGAACUGACGACAAGCAACAGAGUAAGACAAAGAACUCAUGAAGAAGGAAUAUAACGCUUAUCUAGGGUAAAGCUUCAACAUGUGUUGCUGAAGUUGGGAACUACUAGAAUUUCAAUAACUGUAUAUGUGGAAUUAAUUUCUGGAAUGAUAGUAACAGCUGGUGCCAAUAUGCAUGACCCGAUUGUCUGGGACAAGGACGACCAUUUUAUGCUACUUGGUGUCAUUGCGUGCUUCUUGAAAGAGCCAGAGAACCCAGAGAACGACCUAACUCUGCGGUGUAAUGCUGCAACGUUGAAACAGUAACCAGUUGGAGGUAUAAAUACUUGACACAAGGUCAGGUCUGUGACAAAAUGAGGAAUAUUGACUGAGGCGAAAACCAGCUGUCAUUGAACAUAACCCUUCAUCAUGAGGGUGGCGAAGUUGCAGCGAUACAUCGCUAUCGGUGUGGUGACAUAUUUUGUAAGUUCAAUCAUGUUCUACAGUUUUUUUAAGAGUUCCCAAGAUACUAAAACUAUCAGAAGAAAGUCAACGAGAGAAUACCAUUUUCAAAAAGCAGGAACCUGUGAGACAUCUGAAGACACCGCGUAUACCAAAGAGGACGGUGUCUGACCCUCUGACUCAACACUGUGUGCAGGAUCCAAGGUAUGCCGUUAAUCUCCGAUAUGUUCACGCUAAACUUACAUCUCUGAUCUUCCUUUUCUCAGCCUAUGCAGAUUAUAGAGCUGAAACGCCACGUGUUCGUAUCAUAGGAAUUAUCAACAAAAAUAUGGCCUAUACGAGUCUAUAUUGCCACUACAAGGUUCCCGUGAUGACGGAGGAUGGUAGCAAGAUUCACGAGCUGAUUUCCGUUGAGGCUGAGCGAUAUGAGCUGUGUGAGAACCAUCUUCGUGCGUUUUGGGGGUGGAUUUUGUCCUGCCCUCUGCUGGAGAUUCAAGGGAGACAACCAUGUUUUGUCUACGUCGGCUUAUCUCGGAAGGACACUGUCAAUAGUGUUGAGAUGUCCAUACUCACAACAAAAAAGUCGCAACCGGAAGAGAAGACUGAUUUUGCUGUUUGUGUCCCGCCUUUAUAUGGAAGGUUAACCAGAUUUUCUAUUGUUCAAUUUGUUGAGCUGAGUCGUCUUCUUGGCGCGCGCCAUUUUGUUUUUUAUGAUUUUGGUAUUACGCCAGAUGUGCAAUUAGCACUGAAAUACUACCAGUCUGUUGGGCUGGCUUCUGUCAUUCCGUGGGAUCUCCCAGUUUCAUGGAGGGCAAUAUCGUAUCUUGGACAGAGCGUGGCUCUUACGGAUUGCCUAUACCGACACAUGUCGGCGGUUAAUUAUCUUAUGUUUAACGAUCUAUACGAGUUUCUCGUACCACGUGACAUUUCCGCGAGAUCUUGGCAUGAUUUGACGACCAUGUUGAAACCAAAUAUAUGUGAAACGCAUAUUUCCAAAUUAAUAAUUUACCAGCUUGUAACCAGGUCGCAACCGGAAGAGAAGACUGAUUUUGCUGUUUGUGUCCCGCCUUUAUAUGGAAGGUUAACCAGAUUUUCUAUUGUUCAAUUUGUUGAGCUGAGUCGUCUUCUUGGCGUGCGCCAUUUUGUUUUUUAUGAUUUUGGUAUUACGCCGGAUGUGCAAUUAGCACUGAAGUACUACCAGUCUGUUGGGCUGGCUUCUGUCAUUCCGUGGGAUCUCCCAGUUUCAUGGAAGGCAAUAUGGUAUCUUGGACAGAGCGUGGCUCUUACGGAUUGCCUAUACCGACACAUGUCGGCGGUUAAUUAUCUUAUGUUUAACGAUCUAGACGAGUUUCUCGUACCACGUGACAUUUCCGCGAGAUCUUGGCAUGAUUUGACGACCAUGUUCAAACCAAAUAUAUGUGGGCUCUCAUUUAGAAACGCAUAUUUCCAAAUUAAUAAUUUACCAGCUUGUAACCAGGGCAACCGUUGCUUGACAGUGUUACGUGCUACGGAGAGACAUGAACGAUUUCCAAAUAUGGGAAGGAAUAAAGUGAUGGUUGAUCCAUAUAAGGUAUUUCAGAGGGGGAUACACCACGUGGGUCGACCCUGGCCCGACGUUGCCAACUACAGCGUGAUAGAGGUUCCUCCUGUCGUCGCGUAUGUUCACCAUUACAGAGCGCUGCAGGAUGACGCAAUGGCGGAAAGGUUUACCAACGAUAAGUUCCUAGUGGACACAUACAGUGACCCGCUGAUCAGAAUGUAUAGCAAAGGUCUUGUUGCCAUUCGGGCAUUUAGUCGCAAUAACAGAACUUAGCUUAGGAACACUGUGUUAGGUAACAAUUCCUCCCCCAUUAGAAUCGGUCUUCAGUCAGCCAUCUUGUUAGAGGCGAUUGCUUGUCGUGAGAAGCGACUAACGGGAUCGGGUGUUCAGACUCGCUGGCUUGUUGAUGCAUGUCAUCGUAUCCCAGUUAGGUAGAUCGAUGCUCAUGUUAUCAAUCACAGGA